This is a messenger RNA of Parastagonospora nodorum SN15, 264 nucleotides long. RefSeq lists its product as hypothetical. The coding region runs from base 1 to 264 and encodes 87 amino acids. The record is from RefSeq and is a predicted model, not a curated record. NCBI's taxonomy places the organism in Eukaryota, Fungi, Ascomycota, Dothideomycetes, Pleosporales, Phaeosphaeriaceae. The transcript has 4 exons.
AUGGGUGUGGGCUCGGCUGACCAGGCAGAGGACCGAAUAGCGGAAGGGGACUUGACUAAGUUCAGUCCCAAUGUUGUUAAGCCUAGCACCCGCGAACGCCUGGAGCAAUGGGGCUUGAGCACAGCGUCCGAAGGCGAGCUCUCCAACAGCGCUGCAGCGAUUGGUGCAAUGGCAGGAGGGCCGUGUCAACUUUGUUACGUGUACGAGAAAUUGUCUCACAACGAAAGACGAGAAGAAGUACGGCGAAGUUUGCACGAGCUGUGA